AAGACGACGCUAUCUUUACUCUGACACAGAGAAUUGACUGGUUCACUUGAACGUUCUACAUUCCGGGGUAACCCUAUUGAUAUCAACAAUAUCAUACAAAAGCUUUUAAAACAUCAAUAACUUGAGGAGUCUAGCCAACGGACGUGGAAGCACAGUUUUACCUCCCCUUGUUCAUUGGUGUUUCUACUUAAAAUGGGAGGAAAGAGAGCGGAAUGGUCGAACCCUGUGGAGUUUAUUUUAACUUGUGUGGGGUUUGCUGUUGGUUUGGGUAAUGUCUGGAGAUUCCCCUAUUUAGCAUUCAGGAACGGAGGAGGGGCAUUUCUUAUCCCGUAUUUCAUUUGCCUGGUGGCCAUUGGAAUCCCCCUCUUUUAUUUAGAAAUCGCAUUUGGACAGUUUGCCAGUCUCGGACCCGUUAACAUAUGGAAAAUAAAUCUUUUGAUGAAAGGAUUGGGGUUUUCCAUGAUAACAGUUUCAGGGGGUAUAGCCCUGUAUUAUGUGGUCAUUAUUGCUUGGUGCUUGUACUAUUUCUUUGCUUCGAUGACGUCAUAUCUACCGUGGCAAGAUUGCGACAACAACUGGAAUACAUGUCUGUGUCAAGAUGGCAAACGGAAUUUUUCACUGCCAGAUCCCUGGCUCGGAGCACGUAAUGAGUGUUUGACUUUUGAUUAUCCUAUAAACACUACUGGGGUUGCUGUCAGUGAAGAAUAUUUCAGACGUCGGGUUUUGGAGAUCACGGACGGAUUCGAGUCCACCGGAGGUGUGAAAUGGGACGUAACUCUGUGUAACCUUCUGGCCUGGACGAUUAUUUUUAUCGUUUUGUCCAAGGGUAUCAAAACACUGGGGAAAGUUGUGUACUUUACAGCUAUUUUCCCAUACGUUUUACUCACAGCUCUUCUCAUCCGGGGACUUACACUGGAUGGCUACAAACAAGGAAUAGAAUACUACUUUACUCCCGAUCUGGAUAAACUCACGGACGCCAGUGUAUGGUCGGAUGCUGCGGUCCAGAUCUUUUACUCUCUCAGUGCUUGUCAGGGAGGACUAAUAGCGAUGGCCAGCUUCAAUAAGUUCGAUAAUAAUGUUCUGAGAGAUACGUUUUUGGUCCCAAUAAUUAACUGCUUAACGAGUCUCUAUGCAGGCUUCGUCAUCUUCUCAGUUUUGGGAUUUAUGGCGGAAGCUAAAGGCGUUACGGUUCCAGAAGUGGCCAAGGGAGGUCCUGGUCUGGUGUUUAUUGUCUACCCAGAAGGUUUGGCUCAGAUGCCGGUAGCACCGUUAUGGUCAAUAUUGUUUUUCUUCAUGAUGGCGACAUUAGGAUUCAGCUCAGCGUUUUCCAUUGUUGAAACGGUAAUGACUGGUCUCCUGGAUGAAUUUCCGGCCCUCUCUAGAUCAAAAUGGCGAGUUCUUGGUUUCCGGUUUGGAAUCUGUAUGUCUGGGUUUCUUUUGGGACUUCCAAUGACAACUAGAGGAGGUGAUUACAUGCUUACACUUGUGGACAAUGCUGUUGGUGGGUUUCCGCUGUUGUUUGUUGGAUUCUUGGAGGUUGUUCUUUUAUGUUACGUAUAUGGUUUCUUCAGAUUUAAGCGGGAUAUUGAGAUGAUGAUUGGUGACCGACUCUGUGUCAAACCCUGCUUCUGGUAUUUUGGUGCCUGCUGGAUGCUUAUAUCUCCAUUGGCACUAUUGGCAGUAAUUAUCUUCAAAAUUGUUCAAACAGAACCUCUGGAAAGUGAUGGUUAUUUGUACCCGGACAGUGGUCAGGUGAUCUUCUGGUUGAUUCAAGUCACGUGUUUGAUUGGAAUUCCUGGUUGGUUUAUAUACUACAGCUGUAAAAAGGGCCUUGGGAAGCCGACAGCAGACUGGGGGCCCGCCUUACCUGAGAACAGAACAGGUCGUUAUUCCGUCGCAUUCAAUGAAAUCACUACCAAUGGAUCCGCCCCUGCAAAUGAUUACUCAGUUGACAUGAUGAAAAUGCAGCCCAAUGAAUAUGACAAUAAAGCUUACGUGAUAGACACGGGAGACACAACUGCCACAAAGUUCUAGAAGAAAAAUCACCCAAAAAUUAACUGUUCUCUGUCUCCGUGACCCUCUUAAUUAAUCGUAAUUAGGGUUGAAGGACUGAUGAAGAUGGAGACGUGAAAAAUUCAGCUUUAUUUAAAGGGCGUAAUUAUAUACGAUAAGCUGACAUUAAAAAGUAUUCCACCAGCCAUAUCCUUUUUAAUGAAGCAGAAGGCAUAUAUGGAAAUCAAACUAAAAACAGUUGUUAUAAAUUCUUUUACCAAAGGGAAGUAGAUCUUGACAUUAUUGUAUAAUUUUUUUUAUAUCAAUUAUACAUAUAUAAUCAAGUUAUAGUGUAUUAUGUUUUAUGUAAAUAAAAUUAAAAUACA
Messenger RNA from Saccostrea echinata, 2378 nucleotides. Its product is annotated as sodium- and chloride-dependent glycine transporter 1-like. Gene Ontology annotation, cellular component: membrane. Gene Ontology annotation, biological process: sodium ion transmembrane transport. The record is from RefSeq and is a predicted model, not a curated record. Bases 193 to 2034 code for a protein of 613 amino acids. The transcript is spliced from 15 exons. Lineage: Eukaryota; Metazoa; Mollusca; Bivalvia; Ostreida; Ostreidae.